AUGAGCUCUCAGAAGAGACCCUCGGAAGAGUCAACUGGCUCAGGUACUAAGAAAGUGAAAUUAGAAGAAACUAAAACACCUUCACUCAAAUCAGAGGCAAGUAAUUUAGCAUUACCGAAGAUGAAUGAUAGCUCAAACAAUAUUAAUGCUGUUCCUUUAGCGCUUCCGAAAGGAGGCGACAAGAAGAAGAAAGCUAAUAGCAAAACUGCACAAUCAGGAAAAAACGGUGGGAAAGAAGAUGGAACAGGACAAAAGCAGAAAGCGACAGAUCCAAAUAAGAUGCAAGAUGUUUUGAUAUCUGCUGGUGUUGAUCUGAAAGAAGAGGAAGCUUUAUUGAGCUCAACCGUCAAUGUUUCAAAGACUCAACAGAAUGCGGUAGUGAUACCUCCUCAUCCACCUUUCUUACACCCAGAUCAGGUCUCCAAUUUUAUGAAGAAGGUGGCAAAAACCCAAAACUUUAAUUUAUCAUUUACAAAGAAUACGGAGAUAUUAGAUAUGAUGUCAUCAGCAUGUGAAAGCUAUCUAAGAGAUAUAAUAACCAACACAAUAGUGGUUUCAAGGCAUAGGAGGAAGGGAGUUAAGGUAAACUAUGGAAGGAGAAGUCAAGUCGCGGCGGCUUUAAGAUCAAUAGCUAUAAAUCAGAAAAAGGAGGAAGAGAGACGCAUGAAAAAGAGAAUUGCUCUUGGAUUAGAGAAGGAAGACUAUGAAAAUAAAAUGGACUCUGAAGAAACCUUACACAGAGCAUCCAACGUUACGGCAACCUUAAGAGCAGGUAGUAAGAAACAGUAUGGUUGGUUGACAUCAUCUAUAAAUAAACCCGCCUCAAUAGGUGUCAAAUCUGCUGGUAAGGUAGCAACAGAAAUUGCAGCUAGAGGUGAAUCAGGAUUGAAAUUUAGAGAAGCACGUGAAGAACCCGGCAUUGUAAUGAGAGACCUUUUAUUUGCCUUGGAACACCGAAGAAUAGGUGUGCACAACAUUAUAUCGAAAGGAUAUGCUAGAAUAAGAGACUAA
Molecule: messenger RNA, 1011 nt
Organism: Nakaseomyces glabratus
Lineage: Eukaryota; Fungi; Ascomycota; Saccharomycetes; Saccharomycetales; Saccharomycetaceae
Gene: TAF4
Product: Taf4p
Biological process (GO): transcription initiation at RNA polymerase II promoter
Cellular component (GO): transcription factor TFIID complex
Molecular function (GO): DNA binding; RNA polymerase II general transcription initiation factor activity
Source: RefSeq, a predicted model, not a curated record